AUGAGCGGGGACGUGGGGCCGGUGUCCGCAGCGCCCCAUCGCGGGGAGAUCGAGCCGGGCAGCGGGGUCCGCAUUGUGGUGGAGUAUUGUGAACCCUGCGGCUUUGAGGCGACCUACCUGGAGCUGGCGAGCGCCGUGAAGGAGCAGUACCCCGGCAUCGAGAUCGAGUCGCGCCUGGGGGGCACAGGGGCCUUUGAGAUCGAGAUCAAUGGACAGCUGGUGUUCUCCAAGCUGGAGAAUGGGGGCUUCCCUUACGAGAAGGAUCUCAUCGAGGCCAUCCGAAGGGCCAGCAACGGAGAACCGCUAGAGAAGAUCACCAACAGCCGCCCGCCCUGCGUCAUCCUGUGA
Messenger RNA from Pipistrellus nathusii (Nathusius's pipistrelle), 348 nucleotides. Lineage: Eukaryota; Metazoa; Chordata; Mammalia; Chiroptera; Vespertilionidae. The record is from the annotation of a GenBank genome assembly.